UCGGCGCCACUGUAACUGUGCUUCCAAACGCCCAAAUAGGUUUACCAAAACCUGCACAGCGCUGGAACUUACUCCAUUUCUCGUCAAAAUUCGAGCUGAAUUCAGGAAAACCAUAGCUCAUUCAAAUUCCGCAGUUGAUUCUUGCGUCUUCUCCACUCGUUUCCGGGCUCCACCUCGCUCUUGACGGAGUUUCAAUGGCCUCCAAGUUCGGUCUCGCCGGAGGGUUACCGGAGCGGCGAGUGCGCCCGAUAUGGGACGCCAUAGAUUCCAGGCAGUUCAAGAAUGCUCUCAAAGCUGUAACAUCACUGCUUUCUAAAUAUCCAAGUGCGCCCUACGCCCUGGCACUUAAAGCGUUGAUUUUGGAAAGAAUGGGGAAGCCCGAUGAAGCCUUAUCUGUCUGUUUAAAUGCCAAAGAGCUACUGUAUAACAAUGAUUCUAUCUUGAUGGAUGAUCUUACUCUGAGCACAUUACAAAUUGUGUUCCAGCGACUUGACCACAUGGACUUGGCGACUAGCUGUUAUGAAUAUGCUUGUGGAAAAUUUCCAAAUCACCUUGAUCUGAUGAUGGGGCUUUUCAACUGCUAUGUUCGCGAAUAUUCGUUUGUUAAACAACAGCAGACAGCUAUCAAGAUGUAUAAGCUUGCUGGUGAAGAAAGAUUUUUGCUCUGGGCAGUUUGUAGCAUCCAAUUGCAGGUGCUUUGUGGUGAUGGUGGAGAAAAGCUGUUAUUGUUAGCUGAGGGUUUACUUAAGAAGCACAUUGCCUCCCAUAGCUUACACGAGCCUGAAGCUAUUAUGGUCUACAUUUCAAUAUUGGAACAACAAGCCAAGUAUGGAGAUGCCUUGGAAAUUCUCACUGGGAAAUUGGGAUCGUUAUUAACAGUUGAAGUGGAUAGACUUCGCAUACAGGGGAGGCUUCUUGCUCGGGCAGGUGAUUUUGCUGAUGCUGCCAAUAUAUUUCAGAGAAUAUUGGAGUUACGUCCUGAUGAUUGGGAGUGUUUCCUACAUUAUCUAGGCUGUCUGCUGGAGGAUGAUAGUAACUGGUGCAAUGAAUCGAGUAUUGAUCCAAUUCAUCCACCAAAAAGGGUGCUUUGCAAGAUUUCACCUUUGGCAGACGAAUUGUUUGAUUCUCGUAUAUCAAAUGCAUCAGCUGUUGUACAAAGCUUACAAGAAGAUAGUAACAACAAAUUUUUAAGGGGUCCAUUCUUGGCAAAUCUAGAAAUUGAAAGGAGAAAACACAUGCAUGGAAAGGGAAACGACGAAGAAUUGUUGGGGGCUCUUACUAAUUAUUAUGUCAGGUUUGGUCACCUUGGCUGCUUCACUUCUGAUGUUGAGAUGUUCCUUGAGGUGUUAACUCCUGAUAAGAGGACUGAAUUACUGGAGAAGUUAAAGAAAACCACUCCCUUCGCAUCCAUCGCUACUAAGGCCCUUGGACAGACAAUAACACUUUUAAAACUUCAAGAUCUGAUUGGAAAUGUGUACCAGCUUCCAGUCUUCGAGCUCGAGACUUGUGCAGUACAGAUGGCAGACAUGUACUGUAAGAACCUCUCACUUUCAAAAGAUUUAGAUCCUCAAGAAAGUAUGCAUGGGGAAGAGCUUUUAUCACUGAUAUGCAAUGUGCUGGUUCAGCUCUUUUGGCGAACACAGAAUUUUGGCUACAUUAUAGAGGCUAUUCUGGUGUUGGAGUGGGGCUUGACCAUCAGAAGAUACGUUUGGCAGUACAAGAUCUUAUUAUUGCACUUGUAUUCAUAUUUAGGCGCCCUUUCUACUGCUUAUGAGUGGUAUAAAUUGUUGGAUAUAAAGAAUAUCCUGAUGGAAACUGUUUUGCACCACAUUUUACCCCAGAUGUUGGUAUCUCCUCUAUGGGGAGAUCUAAAUAAUCUUUUAAAAGACUACUUGAAGUUUAUGGAUGACCACUUCAGAGAGUCUGCUGAUCUUACGUUUCUUGCCUAUCGCCAUAGAAAUUAUUCAAAA
This is a messenger RNA of Momordica charantia (bitter melon), 1970 nucleotides long. The record is from RefSeq and is a predicted model, not a curated record. Lineage: Eukaryota; Viridiplantae; Streptophyta; Magnoliopsida; Cucurbitales; Cucurbitaceae.